Molecule: messenger RNA, 678 nt
Organism: Haliotis rufescens (red abalone)
Lineage: Eukaryota; Metazoa; Mollusca; Gastropoda; Lepetellida; Haliotidae
Product: putative defense protein 3
Exons: 6
Coding region: 73-678 (201 amino acids)
Molecular function (GO): oxidoreductase activity, acting on metal ions
Source: RefSeq, a predicted model, not a curated record
CGUGGUAUUAGGAUGUAUCGACAAGCGGAAAGCUAAAUUAUUUAUUCAACUGCGUGAACUCCGAAAAAAAUUAUGUCUGGUAUUCAAUAUGGCGUGUAUGCACUCUUGCUCAAACUCUCCGUCACUGUGGCGUUUCCAUUCGGAGCGAGUCAUCAGGCUUGUGGUCACAUGAAACCCGUUGGGCACCCGGGAGUGGAAAACAAGUCCCCAGCUCCAUACAGGGUGCUCGUCAGUCACAACACAUACUACGACGGACACUCUCUCAAUGUGACUCUGAUGUCGGUCGAGACUGAUGUCAAGUUCCGGGGUUUCCUGCUCCAGGCGCGAUGUCGGACGUGUGCUUACCCAACAGUACCAGUCGGGGUAUUCCGCACUAUCCGGGGACAGCCACCUGCCAGAGUGAUGAACUGCUUCAAUACAAUUGCCGCUAUAACCCAGCUGUCCAAGAUCCCCAAGGAACGUGUUGUGGUCACUUGGACACCCCCAGAUAAUUUUGACAAAGACGUGCACAUGAGAGUGACCUUCGUGGAAUCAAGGAUGUCGUACUGGGGCAAUGUGAUAUCUGAAACAAUCACUAGAAACAACGGUCCACCAACAAGACCGCAAUCAACCACAACUGAAGCUAUCACAACACAACCAACAACAACUUACACACGAGAUAUCACAGUGUACACCUAG